AUGGACUGCAUACUUAGAAAAUCGCAAAGACGCUUUCGUGGACUUCUUUUUUUAUGUAUUUUCUUUAUAUCUUUAUUUUAUUUCUUUUUUCAUUCGCUUUCGUUAUUUCAACUUUUCCUUCGUCCUUCGAUUUCAAAUUUUCUUAACCUUAUAUUUAUACUUCACCGAAGUUCUGUUACUCUUAUUUGCUAUAUUCUUUUUAAUGUCUUUUUCGCCGGAAUCUAUCUCUCGAUCCAAUCUCUUCGUCUAUCUAUCUAUCUAUCUAUCUAUCUAUCUAUCUAUCUAUCUAUAAGGUUCUUUAUUUAUUUAUUUCUUUGUACCAAUUUGUCUAUAUCCCUAUCUAUCUAUCUAUCUAUCUAUCUAUCUAUCUAUCUAUCUAUCUAUCGUUUCUUCCAUUUUUUUUUAUAUUUCUUUCUUUGUCCCCGUCUUUCUUUCUUUCUUUCUUUCUUUCUUUCUUUCUUUCUUUCUUUCUUUCUUUCUGUGUUCCCAUCUAUCUAUCUAUCUAUCUAUCUAUCAAUCUAUCUAUCUAUCUAUCACUAUCGUUUCUUUCUUCCAUUUUUUUUAUAUUUCUUUCUUUCUUUCUUUCUUUCUUUCUUUCUUUCUUUCUUUCUUUGUCCCCAUCUUUCUUUCUUUCUUCCCACCUAUCUAUCUAUCUAUUCUUUCUUUCUUUCUUUCUAUGACUUUUUCUUCUUAAAUGUUUUCGUUCAAUGA
Messenger RNA from Acanthosepion pharaonis, 711 nucleotides. The record is from the annotation of a GenBank genome assembly. NCBI's taxonomy places the organism in Eukaryota, Metazoa, Mollusca, Cephalopoda, Sepiida, Sepiidae.